Messenger RNA from Thalassophryne amazonica, 3404 nucleotides. It is a transcript of the gene cop1, whose product is annotated as COP1 E3 ubiquitin ligase. Gene Ontology annotation, biological process: proteasome-mediated ubiquitin-dependent protein catabolic process. The record is from RefSeq and is a predicted model, not a curated record. Gene Ontology annotation, molecular function: protein binding; ubiquitin protein ligase activity. Bases 299 to 2404 code for a protein of 701 amino acids. Lineage: Eukaryota; Metazoa; Chordata; Actinopteri; Batrachoidiformes; Batrachoididae. The transcript has 20 exons.
UGGUUGGGUAAUCUGGUUUUCUCUUUAUAGCUAGUAGCGGCUGGUUGGUUAAUCUCCUGAAAUAACGCCUGUAUUGUCAGUUGUCUCAGUGCUUGUGUUUUUAAACUCUCCUUGCGAUAACGAUACUCUCGAAUAGUGUCAGUGACAGAAGCGAAAGACACGCCAAAGUUAAACACAGGACUUUGGGGUGUUAGUGUUUUCUUCCAGGAUGCUAGCUAGCUAGCUAAACAGCAGCGGUGUCCGGAUGCUUUGAACAGCAGCGCAGCGACUUCGCGGAGUUUCUCGUCGGUUUUGGAUCAUGUCAAGCAACCGGCCACAGCAAAGCGCAGGUAGGACCAGUUCUGUGUCCAGCCCAAGUAGCAACAUGCCGGGAGGCGCUGUAAGCGCUAACGGCAACAGUUCUACAAACAUCGUGCCUUCCCGGAGCCUUUCAGUAGCCAGUGAGGGCGUCUUGUCCGUGCCCACUUUAGCCGCCGUGCAGUCGUCCAGGGGCGGCUUGGCUUCGCUGGGCAGAGCUUCUGCGUCGUCGGGCGGGAGUAGAAAGAAGACUCUCCAUCAAACACCCCUCUACAACGGCCUCCUGAAUUCGUACGAAGAUAAAAGCAAUGAUUUUGUCUGUCCCAUUUGCUUCGACAUGAUUGAAGAGGCACACAUGACUAAAUGCGGGCACAGCUUUUGCUUCAAAUGUAUUCGGCAGAGUCUGGAGGACAGCAACAGGUGUCCCAAAUGUAACUAUAUUGUUGACAACAUUGAUCAACUCUACCCAAACUUUCUUGUAAAUGAAUUGAUCCUUAAGCAGAAACAGAGGUCAGAAGAGAAAAGACUAAAAUUAGAUCAUCCUAAUGGCUCCAGGUGGCAGGUUUUCCAGGAUGUGCUGAGUCCAGAUCAAGAGAACUUAGACCUGGCUAAUGUCAAUUUGAUGCUGGAGCUCCUGGUCCAGAAGAAGAAACAGCUGGAGGCUGAGUCCCAAGCAGCUCAGAGGCAGAUUCUUAUGGAGUUCCUAAAAGAAGCCAGAAGAAACAAGAGGGAGCAACUGGAGCAAUUACAGAAGGAGCUGAACUUUCUAGAAGAGGACAUUAAGCGUGUUGAGGAAAUGAGUGGCUUGUAUUCUCCAGUUAUGGAGGCAGAGUGCACUGUGCCUAAUGUGGAGGCUCCUUCACCAGCACCCAGCUGUAGUAGUAUUAUUGAUCCUCCAGAGUACAGCCAGCCUCCAGGGUUUGGAGGUGCAGUUCAGGGGAAGAGACAAACGUGGUACAACAGCACUCUGGCAUCUAAAAGAAAGCGGCUGACGGCUCACUUUGAAGAUCUGGAACAGUGCUACUUCUCCAACAAAAUGUCACGUAUCACAGAGGAAGGCAGGAACCUGAAUCAGCUAGAUGACUUUAUGGAGUGUUUGUCCAAGUUCACCCGCUACAACUCAGUGCGGCCACUGGCCACCCUGUCCUAUGCCAGUGACCUCUACAAUGGCUCCAGUAUUGUCUCCAGUAUUGAGUUUGACCGUGACUGUGACUACUUUGCUAUUGCUGGAGUAACCAAGAAAAUCAAAGUGUUUGAGUAUGGCACAGUAAUCCAGGAUGCGGUGGACAUUCAUUACCCUGUCAAUGAAAUGACUUGCAAUUCCAAAAUCAGCUGUAUCAGCUGGAGCAGUUAUCACAAGAACCUUCUGGCCAGCAGUGACUAUGAGGGUACAGUCAUCCUUUGGGAUGGAUUUACAGGCCAGAGGUCCAAAGUAUACCAGGAACAUGAAAAAAGAUGUUGGAGUGUUGACUUUAAUCUGAUGGACCCCAAACUCUUAGCAUCCGGUUCUGAUGAUGCUAAAGUGAAGUUGUGGUCAACCAAUCUUGACAAUUCGGUUGCCAGCAUCGAGGCCAAAGCCAAUGUUUGCUGUGUAAAAUUCAGCCCAACCUCCAGGUAUCAUCUGGCCUUCGGCUGUGCAGACCACUGUGUCCACUACUAUGAUCUACGCAACACUAAGCAACCAAUCAUGGUGUUCAAAGGCCAUAGGAAGGCAGUCUCCUAUGCCAAGUUUGUCAAUGGAGAGGAAAUCGUUUCUGCUUCAACAGACAGCCAGCUGAAGCUAUGGAAUGUUAACAAACCUCACUGCCUCCGGUCCUUCAAAGGUCACAUCAAUGAGAAGAACUUUGUUGGCCUGGCUUCCAAUGGAGACUAUGUUGCUUGUGGCAGUGAGAACAACUCCCUGUACUUGUACUACAAAGGCCUUUCAAAGACAUUGUUAACAUUUAAGUUUGACACAGUGAAGAGUGUCCUGGACAAAGACAAGAAAGAAGACGACACAAAUGAGUUUGUCAGCGCUGUUUGCUGGAGGGCACUGCCUGAUGGCGAGUCAAAUGUAUUGAUUGCUGCAAACAGUCAAGGAACAAUCAAGGUGCUGGAGCUGGUCUGAAGGUGCACUACAUCAACCUUUUUUCAUAACUGCCUUCAGUCUCAGUGCUUGUAGGUGUAGCGUAUGGAUGUAAGAAGAGCCAUGCUGUCUGCUGAAAACUGAUGCCUGCUACACUGGGAGAACUAAAAUAAAUGGAACCCUCUUCUUGUAAUGAGCCUCAAAUAUUACAGCAGAGAGACAUGAACUAGUGUGCAUUUGGAGAUAUGUUGUAAUUUUGCAGCAAAUAUGGGCACCCUGGCUUUGAUACACAAUGGGAGGAGGGCCUAUAGAUGCAUUUUUUUUUUUCACUCAGCUGCAAUAGAAUUUUCUUUGGUUUUAUAUCAAAUCAAAAUUUGUACCUUUUUAAUUAAUUUAUUGUUCUCAAGGGUACAUCCAGCCAAAUGCCACUAGUUUCCCUUUUAUUAAAGACCAAUGUCACAAAAUGCAGAAAUGUCUUCACAUGAAGCUUUUAAUCCCCCCACCUCCCAACCCGCUCUGCAUUUGUGUUUUUCAGUUUGGGAGAAACUCGUUUUAAUAAAUAUGACUUGAAUCACAUACUGUCAUGUAUCAUGCUUUUUUCCGUUUCCCUGUAAUAAAGUAGCAUGACAAGGAAUUCGGUACACAAGAGUUGUGAAUUAUGGAAAUGUUGAGGAACUGUCUUAAUAUAUAUGUUACUCAUGGAACAAAAUUAAAUGAGGUAAUGUAAUUUUGUGAUCACAGUAAUUCUCACUGAGAUUAAGGCGUGGAUCAGCACAGCCAUUUUAUUUUGUAAACUUCCCCCCUCCCCCAUCAGUAUUGGAAAACAAAAUGCCACAAUCAGAUAUGGCUCCGAAGGACUCAUUACCUGAGAGAUUGAGCUUCAAAUGGCUGACGUCAACAAACUGACUAUUUUUUUUAAGUGACUUUAUGUUGGCAUAAAUAACGAUGCACAAAAUUUAAGAGGAUUUGGUUCAAGCCACCAAGGCAAGUAUUUUAUAAGUAAGGUGUUUUGUAUUUGUAUAACUGAAUAAAUUAUUUGUAA